AUGAACGAAGAAGUACAGCUAUGGGAAGAAGCGAGAAUAGAACUGUUCUGGGACUUCCGCGUCAAUCACAUGUACAAAGGUCAAGGGAAAACAAUUAUAUUCCCAACAGGACUUGCCAUACCGGUAUACGAAUCAGUGGUGGUGUUCUGCAAAGCACUGAAAGAAAAUGACUGGGACAUAUUCGAAAAAUACUGGACAAAAUUUGAAGAAGAAAUCCCCAAAUUUGAUGUAAAAGAGAUGAAGGAAUUGCAGGAAGAGGAUUUUGACGAGAUCCCGAACUUCGAGGAUUACAAGAAGGAAUUUGAUACAAAAGAACCAGCAAUUGAAAUUGGACAGUUAUUCCUGCAGAUGGUGGAACAGAGGGAAAAACGGCUAAAGGUCACCUCAGCUACGGCGAAUGAGUCGGCUGAAACAGAAGCCAAAGUGAACCGAGUAAAAAGCUGGUUGCCCACGGUUAGCGACUUAAAGGUCACGGGACUUGAUGCGGAAUCUAAAAAGCAGAAUGAAAAGGUCACGGGACUUGACGAAGCAAAGGAGAAUAAAGAUGACCUUUGGGAAACGGACAAAUUGACACAGGCGUUGAAUGAAUGCCCGAUUAAGUUGCUGAGAUUCCCAAAACAGACGAAGAAGAGAUACAAGCCGUUACCGCGGUGUAAGGUUAUUAAGGACUGGAACGAACUAAGUACGGCAACAGUUCGUAUCGUUAACCUACAAGGCGACGAGGAAGACGAAGACGAUUCGAACUUGCAGUUGCGGAAUAAACAGUUGAAAGAUCCCCAUCUGGCGAUGAUAAUAGAUGAACUGGAACAUCUACCAGACGCUGAGACGAGAUCAAAAUUUGAGAAGACAUCGACCCCAAAGAGAAUGGAAGGUGAAUAUGGAUAUGAUACUUCAUAUGGCGAAGGGUCGACAUCGUCAACCGGAACGGCACAGAACGAACCAGGCCAAGGAGCUUACUACGGCGGCCCGAGGUAUUAUGCGUAUCACGAUCCGGGACAGCCGACGAAUUAUCAAGACACGGUUAGCUGGGUGCACCACGGCUCACUUGCCGGAACCCAGUAUUCGGGCCAAUCAACGAAUGCCCCUUACCAACCGCAUCCGGGAUCGUAUACUGAUGGGACCACCGCAAGUGAUAACGGGACCGGCAAGAAUGUUGAUGCCGCCACCGCAACAGACUACACCGAGUCGGUUUAUGGGAUAUGGAGGAUUUGGCGGAAUGUUAGCGACUCCAGUGCAGCCACAAAGGGCGUCGCCGAUUUUGCCACCCUUCCCGGAAAUAGGAGCACUUGGGAGCGCAACGACCUCAUCGGAACUCGCCACAAAAAGGAGGGAGGCGAGGAGGAAAUCGGUUUGAUUCGCCACGACCGCGAGGCGUACUACCGUCGCUGGGCCCAAACUUGGAGCAGGUCGGACCAGAUGGUCUACGGACAACGCCCCCAGGGGCAGACUAAAGAAACGUCACAUUUGGAAAUUCAGGCCCAACACCCGGCACAAGAAAGUGGAGCCAGAGAGAUGGCAGAGACCUCCGUAGCCGAAGUGGCAGGAACAGAGAGUACCAGGAGACCAUCGAAACAGGACGAAUCAGAAGAGGAGGAAGCUAACGACGAUUCGGCAGAGGAACCGACCGAUGAAGAUGACGACAUGGCCGAGGAAGAUAAUCAGCCUCCAAAAGUGGUCGUUAAACCGAGGAAAACGGCUAAACUGGAUGAAGCCAUGAACCGUGAGAGGGCCAAGAAAGGUGACUUCCUAAAGAAACGAAAGGAAGAUGAAGAUACGAAGAAAAAGAGCGGUGAUGAAAGCGAGAGCACACACACCGGGAAAAAGAAGGAAGAAAGGAAGAAGAAAGACGAUCCGCCCUCUCAUGACGUUGAAAUAUUGGAAGAAUCAGUCGGCGACAUUGAACAAAGGUCAUCAACACCUAUAAUCCCAAAGAAAUUCGUCAUUGAAUCGGCUACAUCGAAGUCAAAGGUCACCGAGCCUGAGCCGUCAACAUCCAAAGGAAAGGUCAUAGCUGUGAAACAGAUUGUUCCAGUUGUUAUCUCGGCAUCCACUACGAAAGAGCGCAGAGAGAAAGGGACGCGUGAGAAGGCGAAACGGGAGACGUCCCGCGAAUCAGGAUCAUCGGAAGAAAUCGACACGGCCACUGAACGCGUGUUGCCCAGGAUGAUAAAACAGAACAUCCUUUCCACAACAAACGCACACAAAGGAUAUCCGAUCCGAUACACGAGAGUAGGCCUGAUACCGCCAGAAAAACAAGCCCACUGUAAUAUGUCCGACAGUCAGGAGAUGGAUAAGGUACCAUCGAGUGGAGAUCCGACAACUCCCAUACUGAAUCGGAUCGAACAAUUAACAGCUGAAGAAGAAGCCGCCCAGGCUUCCUCUAAGAAAGCGACGAAAAAGAAAGGACCGAUGGACGUGGAAUCGGAAGAGAGUGAUGAUGACACCUCUGCCCCAAUGCCUUUGGAACCGGCAUCUCGGAACCGGUGA
Messenger RNA from Paramacrobiotus metropolitanus, 2487 nucleotides. RefSeq lists its product as uncharacterized. The transcript has 7 exons. The coding region runs from base 1 to 2487 and encodes 828 amino acids. NCBI's taxonomy places the organism in Eukaryota, Metazoa, Tardigrada, Eutardigrada, Parachela, Macrobiotidae. The record is from RefSeq and is a predicted model, not a curated record.